AUGAACACUUCCGUUGUAUCCCCAGAAGCCAUCGAGGCGGCGGAGCAGCUUGUUCGCGAUUUGAAGAGCCACACGGGCUCAGUUACGAAUCAGGCAAAUGCCGUGCGCCAACUCGAAAGACUCCGCUGUCUUGUUCACAAGGGCCCCGACGCUCUCAUGUUUCAUGCUUAUCCCUUUCAAAUCCUACCCGCCAUGAAUGUACUGUGCGAUUUUGGGGUGUUUGACGCUGUGCCGCAGACAGGCUCCAGAUCUUUAGACGAUCUCUCAGCAGCAGUCAACUUGGAUGCCGAGAUUCUAGGUCGGUUCCUCCGGCUCGUCCUCACGCAGGGGAUAUUCAAGGAACAUGCGCCAGGCGUCUACGCGCACACGGAAGCAUCGAGCAUGUUUCGAACGGACCACGCCGCCAGUUUCUUUCGGCUGGGCACGAUGCAGUUCCCGCAGUGGUGGAAGGUCACCGAGUAUCUCAAGACGCACUCGGCGGAGGACGCCAAGGACGCGACGAAGGUGCCCUUCAGCUGGGCCAUGGGAAAGGAGGGCAUGACGUACUACGAGGCCCUGGAGGAGGACCCAGCCGUGUCCGACGCCUGGCACAAGGGCAUAGUCAUGAUUGAGGCGACGCAGCCCGUCUCCGGCAUGUUUGCCUUUGCGUCGCUGCGGGAGGCGGUCGAGGCGGAGCCGCACCGGCCCUUUGUCGUCGACGUCGGCGGGGGGCGAGGGAAUGCGCUCGUUGCGAUUAUGAACGAGUGCGGUGGCAGCUACGGCGCAAAGAUGGUCCUCCAGGACAUGGACGAGGUUCUCAACGGCAAGGAUCCGGUUGCAGUUGAUGGCGUCGAGAACAUGCCGCACAACUUUUACGAUCCGCAGCCCGUGAAGAACGCACAUGUUUACUUUUUGCGCAAUGUCUUGCACAACCACUACGACGAGAGGAGCCUCAUCAUCCUGCGCCAGCUGGCCGAGGCCAUGGGCCCUACCUCGCGCCUCCUGCUCGGGGAGAUGAUCCUGCCUGGCACCGCCGCCGCUGGCUCGGAUCCGAUGCCCUUUUUCAUGGACCUCAACAUGUUUAUGGAGGGCGGGCUCGAGCGGACAGAACAGCAGUUCGCGACGCUGCUGGCAGGGGCCGGUCUCGAGCUCGAGCGAGUCUGGCGGCACCCAGACAACCCGACCCAGAGCACCAUCGAGGCGAGGCUGAGGUAUUACUUUAAUCCAACCAUCGCUGCUUUUCGUUACUGUCGCCAUCGAUUCAAUAAAAUCCAAGCGCAUUCCGAGAACAUGGUCGUACCGCAGCACACCGAGAGCACGGCGGCGGCCGAGGCCAGCCUACGGCCGCACUUCGAGACGACCAAAUCAUCGCCCUCGUCGCAAAGCCUCGCGGAGAAGACGUCACCCCAGGACAUCACCGACAUUCAGUCCUCCGUGGACACGGGCGCUGACGGUGUCGAUGGGUACCCCCACGGCAUUCGACUCAUCCUUUUGGCCGGCGCGUCCAUCAUGGGCGUGUUCCUCAUCUCGCUGGACCAGACAAUUGUCGGUACCGCGAUCCCGAAAAUCACCGCCGAGUUUGAUGGUCUCAAAGACAUAUCCUGGUACUCCGCGGCCUAUUUCAUGACCUUUGGCGGCCUCGAGGCGUCGUGGGGCAAGGCCUUCAAAUACUUUGACAUAAAAUGGACUUUCGUUGCAUCGCUCGCAAUCUUCGAGAUUGGCAGCCUCAUCUGCGGCGUCGCGCCGUCGUCUGUCGCCCUGAUCAUCGGGCGUGCCAUUGCUGGAGUCGGCGCUGCUGGCAUCUCCGUCGGCGGAACAAGCAUCGUCGCCUUUAGCGUCCCGCCCAAGACGCGACCGAUUCUCAUGGGGAUCAUCGGGCUGACGUACGGUCUGAGCUCCGUGCUUGGGCCGUUGAUUGGCGGCGCCUUCACGGAAAAUGUCACCUGGCGAUGGUGCUUCUACAUCAACCUUCCCGUCGGGGCGCUCGGCGCGGCCGUCGUCGUCAUCUUCUUUCACCUCCCGGCCGCGGUCAAGCCGCCGCCCAUCAGUCUUGGCCAGAAGCUGCUUCACCUGGAUCCCGUCGGGGUGUGUCUCACCAUGGCGGCCAUUAUAUGCUUCGUGUUGGGCUUGCAGUAUGGCGGAGUCGAAUAUCCUUGGCACAGCAGCCAGGUGAUUGGUCUUUUGGUCGGCUUUGGAGUGCUCACGAUUGCCCUGAUUCUCUGGUCCAUGUGGCUGGGCGAGUAUGCCAUGAUGAUUCCGCGGCUCUUCAAGAAGCGCGGGCUCUGGAGCAUCUGCCCCUACCAGUUCUUCUUCCUCGGCGAUCUGCUCCUCCUCCUGUACUACCUUCCCAUCUACUUUCAGUCUGUCAAGGGUGCCAGCCCCAUUCAAUCUGGCGUCGAUAAUCUGCCCAUUGUCAUCGCAGUUGCCAUCUUCGCUGUCCUGGGUGGCGUCUUUGUGACCUCAACAGGCCUCCCGACACCGGCCAUGUUUGUUGGCGCGUUGCUCGGGACCGUUGGCUGCGGCCUCCUUUACACGCUCGAAAUUGACACGCCGAGUGCAAAAUGGAUAGGCUACCAGAUUCUCACCGGAUCUGCUAUAGCAUUUUCGGUUCAGAACGGCCUAAACAUUGCGCAGGCCAGCGUCGACCCAGAGGAUCUGCCAGCCAUGACGGCUUGCCUUUACUUCUUUCAGACAGUCGGAGGUGCAUUCACCGUUUCUUCCGGCCAGGCGGCCUUUGUGAACCAGAUACUGGCAAAGCUCGCUUCAUCUGCGCCCGGCGUUCCCGGACAGAAAGUCGUUAACGCGGGCGCUUCAGACUUGCGCAACAUCUUUUCUCCGGAGGACCUGCCUGGUGUGCUGGUAGCUUACAUGCACGGUCUGAAGGCGACGUUUGCCCUUUCCAUUGCCUUUUGCGGCAUUGCCCUGAUCGCUACCUUCUUUGUUCCUUGGAAGCGGCUUGCAACGCAUGCACCUGACGAUAAGGAGGGUAAACAGAACUAG
Aspergillus affinis is the source of this 2979-nucleotide messenger RNA. RefSeq names its product MFS gliotoxin efflux transporter glia. The coding region runs from base 1 to 2979 and encodes 992 amino acids. The record is from RefSeq and is a predicted model, not a curated record. NCBI's taxonomy places the organism in Eukaryota, Fungi, Ascomycota, Eurotiomycetes, Eurotiales, Aspergillaceae. Gene Ontology annotation, biological process: transmembrane transport. Gene Ontology annotation, molecular function: transmembrane transporter activity; O-methyltransferase activity. The transcript is spliced from 8 exons.